Messenger RNA from Penicillium longicatenatum, 858 nucleotides. RefSeq lists its product as uncharacterized. The coding region runs from base 1 to 858 and encodes 285 amino acids. Gene Ontology annotation, molecular function: oxidoreductase activity. The transcript is spliced from 2 exons. Lineage: Eukaryota; Fungi; Ascomycota; Eurotiomycetes; Eurotiales; Aspergillaceae. The record is from RefSeq and is a predicted model, not a curated record.
AUGUCUUCCGCUACUCCGCAACAAGGGAUUUCUGAUAUACGCCAAACGGAUCUCACCUAUCGAUCUCUGGCAUUGUCUCCAAGCGAAGAUGAUCCAGAUACACGCCAGAAGUACCGGCCAUUCAUUCUUGACAACGAUGCCAAUGCCACCGAAGACUGGGUCAACAACUUGGAUCUGACUACCGCUUUCAACAUGGCCGAGCAGGACUUACAAAACACAAAAGAGAGACUCAGGGUCUUGGUACUUUAUGGCAGUCUCAGAAAAAAGUCCUAUUCACGUCUAGUCGCAUUCGAAGCCUCUCGUAUCCUGUUUCGGCUCGGUUGCGACGUGCGAGUCUUCGAUCCCGAGAGUCUGCCAGUGAAGAGUGAAAACGCAGAUCACCCGAAAGUACAGGAACUCCGUGAACUCAGUGCUUGGAGUAACGGACAUCUUUGGGUCUCGCCAGAGCAACACGGUAACCUUACCGCAGUUUUCAAGAACCAAAUCGAUUGGAUCCCUUUGAGCACAGGAAGUGUUCGUCCCACUCAGGGCCGAACACUAGCUAUUGCUCAGGUGUGUGGUGGAUCUCAAUCGUUCAAUGCCGUCAAUUCUUUACGUAUACUUGGUCGAUGGAUGCGCAUGUUCACUAUCCCGAAUCAAUCCUCAAUCCCGAGGGCUUAUACACAAUUUAUUGACGAAGGUCAACCAGGGGAUCAGCGGCUAUUGCCUAGUGGCAAUCGAGAUCGGUUGGUGGAUUGCAUGGAGGAAUUUGUCAAAUAUACUAUUCUAAUGCGGCCGCAUAUGGAUCUUUUUGGAGAUCGGUUUAGCGAACGGGAAGAGAGGAGAUUAAAAGAGAUCAAGGCAAAUGCCACUAAAUAG